UCGGUGCUGCUGCCCGGCAGUCAUCGAGGAGCGACCGCGCCUGCCUGCUGGGACCGACGGGGGGGGCUGCGGGACCAACAUUUUUUAAAACAGGUGUCUCUGGCGGUCGCAGCAGUGACAUGGACAGCGGCGGCGACUCCACUCCCUGCAGAGCGAACACAGGAGCGUCUCCUGAAGCGCAGAGCAGAAAAUGACUCAGAGAAAUGGGAUCGGAGGGACGAGCGAUCGCUGCCUCCGCUCGAGGGCCUCCGCCGACCUCGAGCUGGCCAACGGCAUGCAGAAAGGUCAAGAGGCCAACGACUGCGAAUGCGAGGAGGGCGGGCAGGGGGGCGAGCGCAGAGACUCCGCGGCCGUGACGGGAGCGACCGCAGCUCCAGAUGGCGGCUGGGGGUGGGUGGUGCUGGCCGCCACCAUCAUGGACCUGGCGCUGACCCUGGCGUUCCCGUCCUGCGUGGGAAUCUUCUACACCGACCUGCAGAACGAGUUCCACGCCACCAACAGCGAGACCUCCUGGGUGCCCUCCAUCAUGACGUCGAUGCUUCAUGCGGGAGGUCCUUUCUGCAGCGUGCUGGUGGAGAGACUCGGUUGCCGGGCGACAGUCAUGUUGGGCGGCGUCCUGAGUGGGCUCGGGAUGGCCGCCAGUUCGUUUACCCAGUCCAUCAUCCAGCUCUACAUCACGGCCGGGGUUAUUACAGGACUCGGUUUCUGCUUCUGCUUCCAGCCGGCGGUGACGAUCCUCGGUCACUACUUUGUGCGUCGUCGUGCAUUCGCCAACGCGAUGUCCUCCACGGGCACGGCGCUGGGACUGUGCACUCUGCCCUUGCUGGGUAACUACCUCCACACCGAGCUGGGCUGGAGGGGCAGUUUCCUCGUUCUGGGGGCCAUCCUGCUGAACUGCUGCGUGUGCGGGGCCGUGAUGAGGCCCGUGGAGCGCCCCAAGCAUCGGGGCCAGCCGCUGAUGAACCACGGCCCGCCUCCGCCCGAGGAGGAAACCGUGAGGAAGAAAAAAGGAAGGAUGAGGAGGAUAUGGGGUUAUUUGUUAGCUUCCCUGAGCAAACACAUGGCGUUCGACCAGUUCUGCUACAACUCCCGGUACUGCGUGUACGCCAUCGGCAUCACCUGGAUGAUGCUCGGGUUCGUGGUGCCGUUGGUGUAUCUGGUUCCCUACGCCACAGCGUACAACAUGGAGCAGAGCCGGGCGGCGCUGCUGCUCUCCAUCCUGGGCAUGGUUAACAUCGUGGUGCGGCCGCUGUUCGGCAUCGUCUUCAACAUGCCCUGGUUCAAAGGGCGACACAUUUACGUGUUUGCGUCGGCUCUGCUGGUCAACGGGCUCAGUAACAGUAUCUGCUGCAUCGGGCCCAGCUUCCCCGUGCUGCUGACGUACGUGAUGAUGUACGGGCUGUCCAUGAGCGUGGUGGGCUCCCUGAUGUUCACCGUCCUCAUGGAUAUCGUGGAGAUGAGCCGCUUCCCCUCAGCUCUGGGCCUGCUCGCUGUCAUGGAGAGCAUCACGCUGCUCAUCGGGCCUCCACUGGCAGGAGUCCUGGUCGAUAAGACGGGCCAUUACUUCUACGUCUUCUUUGCCUGCAGUGCCGUCGUUGCCUCCGCCGCCGUGUUCCUCAUGGUGUCGUUCUGCUGGCUGGAUAAAAGGGACAGGAAGUUGUCAAAGCAGGGUCAGCCAUCCGCGCUGCCCGAGCCAGCGAAACCCUCUGUUGACUUGGCUCCGGGCUGUCAGUACAGCAGCGUGCCCACAGAGGGGGACAAAGACAAGGCCUCGUCUAACGGCGCCGAAUACAUCACCAGCCUGUGAACCCGCUCUCACCGUGUGCCACCGCCAACACGCAUCACAGUCUGGCUCACACUGCGCCGCAGUGAUUCGCUAACGUUUGCACCAGCUCGCUCGGUGCUCCAGAUGUGCCCCGCUCUGCCAUCGGGUGUCAAAACAAACACUACGAGUGAUUUGCGCUGCGGCCAAAGAUGCUUGAUCCUACAAACCAAAACGAACAGAUGUGCACUUACUACAACGUGAUUGUACUAUUUAUUGCAAAAAGCUGCUGUGAUCACACAAUCUGUCAUACGUGAGGAGUCUCACUUUAUCAAGCCAAGUUACGUACAUAACCUUUGUUAAAGAAAACACUCAAAAUGCUUUCCACAUGGAGUGUUUAACCCUUCGAAUCCUGAGCAAAAUGGUUUAAUUUCUUUGAAAAACAUGGGGAGAAGGCUACGAGUGACUUAACAAGACAUGGAA
Plectropomus leopardus (leopard coralgrouper) is the source of this 2245-nucleotide messenger RNA. RefSeq names its product solute carrier family 16 member 5a (gene slc16a5a). Lineage: Eukaryota; Metazoa; Chordata; Actinopteri; Perciformes; Serranidae. Gene Ontology annotation, molecular function: monocarboxylic acid transmembrane transporter activity. The record is from RefSeq and is a predicted model, not a curated record. Gene Ontology annotation, biological process: transmembrane transport; monocarboxylic acid transport. Gene Ontology annotation, cellular component: basolateral plasma membrane.